GGAAAAAGGCGAACAAGCAAGCAGGCAUUGGUGCCGGUGGUGUCUCUCUACUAGGGAAGAACACUAGUGUGGGUGCCGCGACCGGGAUCAACAUCAAUUCGGGUAGUGGUAUGUAGUGAGGUCACCGAACGGUUCUAACCAGGGAGUUUUUUUGACACCUACCGUGAAAAACGACCGGAAGUUUUCAAGCGGCCGAAGGCGUUUUUUGACAUAAAAAGUUUCCAAUUAUCAAGCGGCCGGGGCUUUGAUAUCAAACAAGCCCGGUCGAAAACUAUCGAUUCGCACUUGAUAAAACGACGCAGGGGAGCCGGCAAAAGGGGCGCCCUUCUGAGGCGCCCACCGCCUUAGUUUCUGGCGAUUUGGGGCUCCCAAAAAGGGGCGCGCAAAAAACGCGCCCAAAGUCAGAACAGCGAAACAGCAUGGCACGGCCGCGAUUUCGGAGCAUUUUGGGCGGCCGCGAAAGCGGCCGCCUUUUCGCCGGUUUCAGAGCCUGGGAAGCUUUGCAAAAAGCGCCGGCGUGAAAAAUAAAAACGCGAAAAAGAAAAAGCGACACAGACGCGCAAAGCCAAUCCGCAUGCUAUGGGCCCGAUUUCCCUUCGCUUUUUGGGCGCCCCCCGUGGCACCCGGAUCGGCUCCAUAGCAUGGGAGCUGGCUUUCGGAAAGGAAUUUCGGAGAUGUGCUAAAAUUCGCGACGUUUAUCGAGCGGCCGCCAUACCGUGCGGCCUAACGUUACUCACGGCGGUAUGGCGAGCCAAGAAAAAGCAAAGUCGCGGCCAAGGCGACGGUCGGCCGGCAUGCAAGAAAACGCCCACGACCUCACUACCUCCGCCCCGGCGGCUAUAUUUGGUACUUCCGCCGUAACUGGAGCCCCUUUUGCGAAUAACACAUCCCCCUACGCACUGUCUUGGCUGGCCUGCUUGCAGCUGUUCAUCUCUAGUGGGGCGGAAUAUCUGGCGCCGACGUCCACGGUAGAGCGGGACGCGGUCAAGCUGUGCUCGCUCGAGGAGUGGAUCUAUGCGGAGCCUAUCAAAUGUAAAAAUGUCUGGGUCUGGAAGAAUGCAACUUGUGAUGCUAACUUUGGAUUCUAAAAAAAUCUGUAUUGCAUGACCAGCAAGAGGCGCCCAGUUUGUGCUACGCGGGGAGGGCAUUUGUCAUGCGGGAUAGGCAUCAGGAAGGCCUGUAGAAAUAUAUGAUGCUAGAUCAUGCAUUACAGACAUCCUGAGUCAUGCAAAAUAUGCAUGACAAACCUGGUAACCUUUCAGACCCAGACAUUUUUACAUUUGAUAGAGCCCUCGCAGGUACUACAGACAGUCGGGGUCUGAAGACCACUCUGGUUUUCAUCGUGUGCAAAAUAAAACAGGCUAAAGCAACAUAUGGCUCUACUUGGAAUGCUUUUUGAAGAUGUCGCUACUUUUCAGUCCUCUUAUACGGUGGUAAUCUAUCAGGAUGUUGAUCACGACACAUCAAUACGAGUAAAGCUAAAGUGCCUUUAUUUUCUGUAUUCAAAGCAAAAGGUGUUCCGCGUUCCGCAUUUCGUCCUGGCGCAGCUCCGCGGAGACGCG
Molecule: messenger RNA, 1562 nt
Organism: Amoebophrya sp. A120
Lineage: Eukaryota; Dinophyceae; Syndiniales; Amoebophryaceae
Source: the annotation of a GenBank genome assembly